Messenger RNA from Echinops telfairi (small Madagascar hedgehog), 1462 nucleotides. It is a transcript of the gene EPYC, whose product is annotated as epiphycan. The coding region runs from base 88 to 1056 and encodes 322 amino acids. Lineage: Eukaryota; Metazoa; Chordata; Mammalia; Afrosoricida; Tenrecidae. The record is from RefSeq and is a predicted model, not a curated record. Gene Ontology annotation, molecular function: protein binding. The transcript has 7 exons.
CAGAGCAAAUACCACUGGCUCUGCAUUCUCAGUCACUGCGUGCUAUUGCACCGAGUAGGAGCCAAAGGUAAAAGGAAGUUUGAAACAAUGAAAACGUUAGCAGGACUCAUUCUGGGACUGCUCAUCUGUGAUGCUGCUCGGGCCGCUCCCACCCUAGAGCCCAUCCACUACGACUCAGAACCAUAUGACGCCACCCUGGAGGACCCGGAUCCUUUUUACAGUCUUGAAAGCCUACCCGUUGAUCAAGCUGAGAUUGAAAUAGGAACAACGAUGCCUUCUGGGAACAGAGAGCUCCUGACCCCACCACCCUUGCCAAAGGAGGAGGAAGGUGAAGAGGAAGAAGAGGAAUCCACCCCCAGGCUGAUCGAUGGCUCUUCCCCACAGGAGCCAGAAUUCCCUGGAGUUUUGGGCCCCCACACCAAUGAAGACUUUCCCACCUGCCUUCUGUGUACUUGCAUAAGUACAACAGUCUACUGUGAUGACCGUGAACUUGAUGCGAUCCCUCCACUGCCCAGGAACACUGCUUAUUUCUAUUCCCGCUUUAACAGAAUUAAAAAGAUCAACAAAAAUGACUUUGCAAGCCUAAAUGAUUUAAAAAGGAUUGAUCUGACAUCAAAUUUAAUAUCCGAGAUUGAUGACGAUGCAUUCAGAAAGCUGCCUCAACUUCGAGAGCUUGUUCUGCGUGACAAUAAAAUAAGGCAGCUCCCAGAAUUGCCAACCACGUUGACAUUUAUUGAUGUGAGCAACAACAGACUUGGGAGAAAAGGAAUAAAGCAAGAAGCAUUUAAAGAAAUGUAUGACCUCCAUCAUCUCUACCUGACUGAUAACAACUUGGACCAUAUCCCUCUGCCACUCCCAGAAAACCUCCGGGCCCUUCAUCUCCAGAACAACAACAUUCUGGAGAUGCAUGAAGAUACCUUCUGCGAUAUUAAAAAUUUGACUUACAUUCGUAAGGCACUAGAAGACAUUCGAUUGGAUGGGAAUCCCAUCAAUCUCAGCAAAACUCCACAAGCAUAUAUGUGUCUACCUCGUUUGCCAAUUGGAAGCCUUGUGUAAUUUCAAAUAAUGUAAGAAUGAUCAUGUCGGGGAUAACAAAAAAGUCUUGCUGUGCCUUUAACAACAAAACUCAUCAUGGUACUUCUGAAAGAUGCUAUGAUUACAUAAUAUACAACUAAGAAGUUUAAGAUAUGUUGAUGAUUUAGUAAAUUAAGAAAGUACCAGGUGGGUUAGGAAUGUACCUACAGAUGCACAAAAAGGUCAAAACUAAAUCAUAGAAAUUGUGUAGGCAUGAUACAGAAGUCAUACGUAACUUGCAUGUUCUAGGGAUUCCUAUCCUAGUAAUUUGAAACUAAAUUUAUCAGAGAUACAAAUUUAAACACCUUAGGUAUUUUUUGAAGCUACAGAUGUUUUUUCAUAUUUUUUUUCUAUUCUGCUUUUUUUUUUUUGACUAAAGCAUAUGCCU